Molecule: messenger RNA, 1203 nt
Organism: Rhizoctonia solani
Lineage: Eukaryota; Fungi; Basidiomycota; Agaricomycetes; Cantharellales; Ceratobasidiaceae
Product: G protein coupled glucose receptor regulating Gpa2 protein
Exons: 7
Coding region: 1-1203 (400 amino acids)
Biological process (GO): adenylate cyclase-activating G protein-coupled receptor signaling pathway
Cellular component (GO): plasma membrane
Molecular function (GO): G protein-coupled receptor activity
Source: RefSeq, a predicted model, not a curated record
AUGGCCAUUGACGAGAUGUGGUACCUGCCUUACGAAGGCCAUGGGAUAACGGUAAGCUACAAUAGUCGCAUCGUUUAUAUCUUUCACUUCAGUUAUAUCUUUAUUUUCUUAUUGGCAUGGGUCGCAAUUACGGGACGAGGGCCAACAGAACGACCAUUCUUGAAAACACAUAUUGGGGUUUACUUUCUCUCCUUGAUGACAGCAGACCUUUCGCAAGCCAUCGGGGGGAUCAUGAACAUUAGAUGGGUAGCCGCUCGGCACGUUUCAAUUGGCCGAUUCUGCACUGCCCAAGCAGCUAUUAAACAAUUCGCCAAUGUUGGAGCGGCCUUGUGGUCGAUCAUAAUUGCGAUCCAUACGUUUAGAUUGUUGUUUUUCAAUGCUCAUACCAGUAACUUUAUGUGUUUUGCUACUUUGGUAGUGAUCUGGGGCGGUAUUAUUACGGUCGUAGCUGCUGGUCCUACAGUAAUCCAAACUCCGUCGAAAGGGGACUACUUUGGAAUAACAGACCUUCAAAAGAUGUUCAUAUCCGCUGGCGUCUCGCUUAUCGUCUAUACAUUGGUAUUUUUCCGGUUACGGGGCAACCUCGUCGCUGAGGGAUACAAGAUCAAAGCUCUCAGUGUGAGCUCAUCCCGUGCUUGGAAUCUUGAAGCAGGCCGUGCUGUCAUGGAAUCAAAUACCAUGUCCGUGGCUUGGCAAUUGAUGUGGUACCCAGUAUCCUAUACAUUUACAAUUCUCCCAAUAACUGUUUCUCGUUGGGUCGAGUUCUCAGGCACAACAGUUCCUUUUGAGGCAAAGAUGUUCUCUUCCGUUGUUUUCAUGCUCUCGGGCUUCAUUAACACACUUUUAUUCCUUGCUACUAGAAGAGUCCUCCCCCCAAUCAAAUUGCGUCGCAAAUCUACGUCGGGGACAUCUAGCGCACACCCAGGGAUUAGUAUCAAGAUCAGCGUACACGCAACGCGUACACAACAAAUUUCCUCAGCGAAUGGCGAUCCAUCCUACAUCAUUGCUCUCCCUUCACCUAAUUUCUCUCAUACUGAGAACCAGGCAUAUGAACUUGACGAUUGCUCUCGUCUUCCGGUUGUUCCGGAGAAGGCCGAAUCACGUAUGUCUGGAGAAAGUACUGGAAUCAGUGUUGGGACAGGAAAAAAUGAUUACGAUAUUGAGGAUGGUUUGGACCAACAUACGAUACCACGGCCAUUAUGA